Papilio machaon (common yellow swallowtail) is the source of this 582-nucleotide messenger RNA. RefSeq names its product protein KRTCAP2 homolog. Lineage: Eukaryota; Metazoa; Arthropoda; Insecta; Lepidoptera; Papilionidae. The transcript is spliced from 4 exons. Bases 126 to 521 code for a protein of 131 amino acids. The record is from RefSeq and is a predicted model, not a curated record.
UUUGUCACUAGUUGUCAGUUGUCACUGUCAUAUUAAUGCUUAUUGGAUUUUGAGAUUCAUCGGUUAUUUUGCCGGUAAAUUGAGUAAUAUUUGUUGAUAGAAAGCAUUAAAUAGAAUCUGAAAUUAUGGCGGUAAACAGUGCCACGUCCUUCGUUUUAUCCAGCAUCCUCACAUUGUUAAUAUUUUCUGGGAUGCAAAUGUAUAAACCACUUCUAGUAAGGUCGCCGAUCACAAUAAUAUUUGGAGGUUACCUUGGUUCGCUGAUGUUCUUAUUUUUUGUAACAGCAGUAGGAAACUUGGAAGCUACAUUAUUUGGUAAGAACUUUCAAUUGAAGCUGCCAGAAAUUGUACUAUCUAUGGCAAUAUCACUUAUUGCUGCAGGAAUGGUGCAUCGGAUUUGCUUCACAACAUGUUUGAUAUUUUCACUCAUGACCAUCUACUACAUGAACAAGCUAUCGCAGAAAACAUAUGCAGCAGUAGCCCCAGUUGCUGUCCCAACCAAAUCACGUAGACAUAAAUGAAAUAUUUUACUACUUUUUAUCUUUUAAUUUUUAUACUGAUAGAAUAAAGUCACAAUUCCAG